This is a messenger RNA of Phytomonas sp. Hart1, 1230 nucleotides long. The record is from the annotation of a GenBank genome assembly. Lineage: Eukaryota; Euglenozoa; Kinetoplastea; Trypanosomatida; Trypanosomatidae.
AUGAGCCUUGAGACAUCGCCAGGAACUCGCCAGGGUGGUGUGAAGCGGCGCAAACGCAGCAACUACUUCACACGCGGUGACCUCGUCUGGGCACGGCCAGCCUCGCUGCCCUACUGGCCAGCCGAGGUGAUCGACACCUGUGAGGACCUCAACCGCGUCUGCGCGCGACUUUUGAACCCGCCGAAGGUGGAGCUGCUCGCGAAGAACCUCGCGGAGGAGCACCGGAUUCGGCAGCGCGCUGCAGCGAAGCGUCAGAGAAACGCCGGGCUCUCCAACAGCAACGCCCAUACAACUACUGAGCUGCCGUUGGCAGAGGCUAACGUAGUUACGGCGAGCGGCACGCGAGUUUUCUUCUUCAGCAAACUCCCAACAAGAGAAAAGUUUAACGCGUGUGUGGAGUUUCGACUUAAACGAGAUGCAAACGACAUUUCCGCCUAUGAAGCGGAUUUUGUCAAGGCCGUUGAAGAGGCCAACCGUCUCAUGCGCAUCGUUCUCGAUCCUGAAGAACUGCAGCCGUAUGCAGUGUGCGGGGUGGGGAUCGUGCACAGCCUUAUGCGCACGCACAUAGCCGCACCACGCCAACCCAAUACCGGUACCUUCGAGCCUCAGACGGCUGUCAUCCGGCUCCGUGUAGGCUUUGAGAACGCCGCGCGUGAUUUGAUGGGGUUUGAGUAUAUUUGGGUUCUCUUUCAGUUCUCCUACGCGUCGGCUAUGUCGAGCGGUGAGGGCCAGAGUUUCGUUAUGAGUCUUCAGGAACGGGGGCGAGACUGCAACGUUGAAAGUAGCAAGCCCACGGACGACUCAAAAGACGACGAACAAACAAAUCAAACGAAAUCAUUUGACCUUGUGGAGCCGCAAUCGUGCGGGUGGCUCCGGCGACAGGGCAUUACGCACUCAAAGGGAUUUAAGACAAUGGUCAUUCCGCCACGUGAUGACGAAUAUCGCGGGGUGUUUUCUACUCGGAGCCCUCACCGACCAAACUUCAUUGGUAUUUCCUGCGUGCGCUUGGUCGAUGUCCAUGGGCUCAAUAUUCAUAUCGCCGACCACGACCUGCUGCACGGCACGCCGGUCUUGGAUAUUAAACCUUAUCUGCCUUUCUGCGAUGCCCAUCCGAACGCGAGAGCGGGAUGGGUGGAAGAAGUUAAUGCAAAUGGCAGGGCAAAGACAGAUCAUAAAUACGACACACAGGCUGCGCGGGUUGAUCGUAUCUUGGAUACGCCAUCUGCGUAA